This is a messenger RNA of Clarias gariepinus (North African catfish), 3107 nucleotides long. It is a transcript of the gene lgi2b, whose product is annotated as leucine-rich repeat LGI family, member 2b. Lineage: Eukaryota; Metazoa; Chordata; Actinopteri; Siluriformes; Clariidae. Gene Ontology annotation, biological process: inhibitory synapse assembly. The record is from RefSeq and is a predicted model, not a curated record. The transcript is spliced from 8 exons. Gene Ontology annotation, molecular function: protein binding. The coding region runs from base 112 to 1860 and encodes 582 amino acids.
AUAACAAUUUGCAAACGAAUAUAGAUUAUGGUUAAAAAAAAAUACUAAUUUUUUCUUAGUGCAUACCACAAAGGGUUAAUAGUUCUGAUUACAGCACUCAAACCUUCACGCAUGCGCAUUUCAUUACAAAAAAAAAAAAACUCCAGUCAUGCUGAUCUGAGAUCUGAAAGCUGCUGCAGUGCUGCGUUCAUCCUGUCUGGGGCUCAGACUCAACCCUCAGCAUCCAUGAUGCAUGCCGCAGCUCCCUCUCCUACUGUGCGACACUAUGUGUUCCUCAUUUUAUUUUUCUCAUGCUGUGUAAGUUGCUCUGGAGGAAAGCGUGUGUUUAAAUGUCCUUCAGGCUGUACCUGCACCCCCGAGACCAUCAUCUGCGUCGGAUCAUCCUUCAUCCCCCGGACAGUCCCUGUCGACAUCAGCUCUCUGAGUAUCGUCAAUGGCACUUUUCCAGAGAUCCGAGAAGCAACAUUUGCCCUGAUGCCAUCUCUGCACUUGCUUCUGCUUAACUCCAACUCCAUCUCCAUCAUAAAGGAUGAUGCCUUCUCCGGCUUACCUCGCCUCGAGUACCUAUUUAUCGAGGGGAAUAAGAUAGAGGAGAUGAGCAAAUACGCCUUCAGAGGACUUCGAGACGUCACACAUCUGUCUUUAGCGAAUAACAAUUUGAAAGGUUUACCCAAAGGCCUGUUCUCGGACCUGCACUCUCUCAUAGAGCUAGAUUUGAGAGGAAACCAGUUUCAGUGUGAGUGUCAGUCUAUGUGGCUCAUGUUAUGGCUGAAGAAGACAAAUGCAACGGUUUCAGAAGUUUACUGCGCAGAACCUGAGGAGAUAAAGGGCGUCUUGUUGAAGGACUUCCCCGAGAAACAUGCCAAGUGUGUCUCCACUGAUUUUAUUCCUCAUCAGACCAUAAACACUCAGUCCAUGUCAGCAGACAUUUUCUCCUUCAAAGAAGACGUGUAUGUCGCGCUGGCCGUGCCAAACUCAGACAGCUGUAUCAUCAUGGAGUGGGAUCACAUUGAAACCCACUUCAGGCCUUUUGAUAAUAUCACAGGACGAUCAGUGAUCGGCUGCAGGUCGGUAUUGAUUAACGAGCAGGCAUUUGUGAUCGUCGCUCAGCUCUUUGACGGCUCACGUGUCUAUAAAUUCGACCAGGAGCAGAACCAGUUCACUAAAUUCCAAACGGUUGAAAUGCUCAAUGUGUCUAAGCCAAAUGACAUUGAGGUGUUCCGACUCGGAGACGAGUGGUUCUUCCUAAUAGUGGACAGCUCCAAAGCAGGAAUGUCUACCCUAUUCAAGUGGAACAACACUGGCUUCUUCCCAUAUCAGUUUCUCCAUGAGUGGUUCCGCGACACAGAUGCAGAGUUUGUCGACCUGGAUGGGAAGCCUGUGCUCAUCCUGACCAGUCGGUCUCAGGUCCCUGUCAUCUACCAAUGGAACAAGAGCACUCAGACAUUUGUUCUCUUUCAGGACAUACCCAACAUGGACGACAUGGUGAGCGUGAAGACUUUCAAAAUUGACCGCAUCCUCUAUUUGGCUCUGGCAUGCUACAUCGGAGACUCAAAGGUUCUUAAGUGGACCGGGAAAAGCUUUGAGGAAGUGCAGGGCUUCCCGUCGCGUGGUGCGAUGGUCCUCCAGCCAUUUAGCUUCAGAGAUCAGCAGUAUCUGAUCCUGAGCAGUGAUUACUCCUUCUCUCAGAUCUUCAGAUGGGACAAGGAGAAGAAGGUCUUCAUCAAAUUUAGGGAGGUUUAUGUUCAGUGGCCUCGAUCUUUUACUCCUUUAUCGACGGGAUCUCGUGAUUUUCUCCUCGCCACCAGUUUUAAGGGGAAAACAAAGGUUUUUGAACAUAUCACAGUCGAUUACAGCUGAGACUAACAGCACUGGGGUCUAGUAGAGCUGGGCGAUAAUCAAGUUUUACUGAUUCCAAAAUCUUUUAUUUUUAUUUUUUGUUUUAGCUAUUAUUAUUUUCUUGAAUUUAGUUUUGUUGAUAAUUUCACUAAAUUAUUGUUAGCAUUUAAAUCAGGACAAGCCAUGGGGCAGAAAUGAUUGUAAGCCUUUGUGACAUGUCACUAGGCAUCUGUGAGCUCACUCAGGAAAAAGUGGGCAAAUAGCACUUUUCCCCCCAAGUUGCAUGUUCAGCAGUUUAAAAAGAUGCACGUGGCACUUCUUAGACAGCACACCUAGGUCGGGUGCUAUCAUUUUAUGAGGGAGCGCCCUAAAGAUUGGUGAGAACCGAAUGACUAAAUUAGUGAGAAAAAUAAAAUAGAUUUUAAAACUCACCCUAAUGUCACCUCAGCGACUCCUUAAAAUAUGACCAAAGUUACAAUUUUAACCAAAGUGUUUGCUAAAAAAUAAAUUCAAGAUCACAGUUGUGCACCCCAUAACACUGAACAUGACUGUUCUUCUGUUAUAUCAAACAAGUGAUUGUUUAGUAUUUUUGCUAUGAAAGUAUGCAUUAGCCUUUAGAUAUUUAAUUAAUUUAUCGCCCAGCUCUAGUCUUAUUUUAAUACACUGUCGAGACUGACAUACAUUGAGUCUCUUCCUGAUAAACGUGUAUGCAUUAUACCCUUUUCUUGGCCAGUGCAAUAUUAUAAAUAUACAGUAUGCAAAUAAUAAUAAUAAUAAUAAUAAUAAUAAUUAAAAAAAUAAUACUAUGGCCUUUCUGUGUUGCCUGGAAGAGGCGUAAACAUGGUGCAUGUCUCUAUUCCCCCCCCCCCCCCCCCCCCAAUAUGCAAUGGUUUUACAUUUAUACAACAUUAACUGUUACUCUAUAUUACUUAUCAAUCAGAUUUCGCAAAGCAUUAAACGUGCAGUGUGUUUAAUAUCUGAACCCAAAUCUAUAUGUUUGGGAAAGCUGAGUCUUGCUGCUUAUCGUGUCGGAGCUCAAGACCUUUUUGGUUUAACAGACUGGUUCUCGCUAAGAGGAGCAAUAACUUUAUGCUGAUUUAAUGCUAUGCAAGUAGUUGUAGAGAUGCUGACCAAAGACAUAUGAACAUUAAGCACUAGCAAUACUUCCUGUAGAGAAUGAAUGCCUUAUUUAUUGAUGCUGCAUCCCCUUUAUGGCUUCUGUGUAAAGGAAAUUGCUUUGACUGUCUCACAGCAGUCAUGUGCAUUAA